UAGGUGGAACAGAUCCUAUCUGAAUUCCAGCUACGGGAAGAAGAUUUGAAGAAGGUGAUGCGUCGGAUGCAGAAGGAAAUGGACCGAGGCUUAAAACUGGAGACGCAUGAGGAGGCCUCGGUGAAGAUGUUGCCCACAUAUGUACGGUCCACACCAGAAGGAUCAGAAGUUGGAGAUUUCCUAUCUUUGGAUCUUGGAGGUACCAAUUUCCGAGUGAUGCUGGUCAAAGUGGGAGAUGAUGAGGAAGGGCAAUGGAAGGUGAAGACAAAACAUCAAAUGUACUCCAUUCCAGAAGACGCCAUGACAGGAACUGCUGAAAUGCUCUUUGAUUAUAUUUCGGAAUGCAUCUCCGACUUCCUGGGCCAACAUCAAAUGAAGCACAAAAAGCUGCCUCUGGGCUUUACAUUUUCCUUCCCUGUUCGACAUGAAGACAUUGACAAGGGAAUUUUGUUGAACUGGACAAAAGGCUUCAAAGCAUCUGGAGCUGAAGGGAACAACAUUGUGGAGCUUUUGAGAGACUCUAUCAAACGAAGAGGGAUUCUCAAUGCAGUCUUGCUUGCUUUCUUGGCUCCCUCACUUGACGCUGGUGACCACAAGCAAGUUUACAAUAUUCUAACCUCUUUUGAGCUGUUGCCCUCUGCAAUGGACUGUGACAUUGUUCGGAUGGCCUGUGAGAGCGUCUCCACCAGGGCUGCCCAGAUGUGCUCAGCUGGGCUGGCUGGGGUUAUCAAUCGCAUGAGGGACAGCAGGAACGAGGAGACGCUGAAGAUUACAGUAGGUGUUGAUGGUUCAGUCUACAAGCACCACCCAAGUUUCAAAGAGCGUUUCCAUGCAUCAGUUAGGCAACUCACUCCGGGCUGUGACAUCGCCUUCCUGCAGUCAGAAGAAGGCAGUGGCCGAGGAGCCGCUCUCAUUUCUGCUGUAGCGUACAAAAUGGCUUGCAUGAUUGGCCAUUGAGAUGGACCAUGAAAGAGAAGCUAUCUUCUAGGAAAGCUUCUCCUCUUCUCAGCGACCCCAGGAUGUGUU
Molecule: messenger RNA, 1026 nt
Organism: Thamnophis sirtalis
Lineage: Eukaryota; Metazoa; Chordata; Lepidosauria; Squamata; Natricidae
Source: RefSeq, a predicted model, not a curated record